Molecule: messenger RNA, 1986 nt
Organism: Anisakis simplex (herring worm)
Lineage: Eukaryota; Metazoa; Nematoda; Chromadorea; Rhabditida; Anisakidae
Source: the annotation of a GenBank genome assembly
AUGCCUUUGCUGCCGUCGUCUGUCAAAUCGUUUGCGAACACAGAUUUCUGGGAAAGUUUUUACCGGCAACAUGUGGCGCCCUUUGAAUGGUAUGGUGAUUUCAACGAUCUGGGCGAUGUUUUAGAGCGUUAUCUGAAGCCGUCCGAUCACAUACUACAAAUUGGUUGCGGUAACUCUAAACUUGCGACUGAGUUGUAUGAUAAUGGUUACCAAAACUUAUGGAAUAUCGAUACGGAUAAGAGUUCGAUAGAGAAGCAAGUUGCAGAGAAUUGUAAGGGGAGGGCAACACUUUCAUUUCAGUGUGCUUCAGCUGAACAGUUACCAUUCACAGAUGGAAGUAUGAACGUUGUAUUGGAUAAAGGCUUUUUGGAUGCUAUUUUGCCACCACCCGAAAAAGAAUUGCCGUUGAAAAGUGAUGAUGAGUUGAGUAAUAUUAUCCAAACUAACAACAACAUCCAGUUGAUAUUCGAUGAAAUCUCACGGGUUCUAGUGAACAAUGCUGGUCGUUAUAUUGUUGUUUCGUUAGCACAAUCACACAUUCUUCAUCAUUUUUUGUAUUACUUCUCAACAAGUGUUGUAAUCUUUGAUGCUGAUUUUAUUCCGUUUCUAUGCAGGGGUUUUAUGAUUCGUAUUCAAAUUGUUGAGCAGAAGAACGAUUCAACAAAUACCUUCUUUAUGCCCGUCGUUUUCUUGAUUGCCACUAAACUUCGCUUCCAACUUCCGACAAAAAUGAUUGAAUUAGUGAGAAAUAAUAAAGAUAAAGCCGAGCGUUUUACAAGCAUCAAAUCGGUUUGUGACGAAAUCAUGGCUGUGCAAGAAUUUGCACAUUUUUGUCAUUUAUGUAGAAGGAAACUGACGAAUGAAAUCAACAUCCGUUUGGUUGAUGGUCAAAAUGGUAAAGACAAAUAUGAGAUAUGGCUGAUUGAUGAUCAGGAAAUGAAUUGUACAUCGCGCAGUAAAUUCGCUUCAUAUGCAGCAUUCAUCGUGCCACUUGGAAGAGAGGAUGAGUGGCUGUUUUGUACUGAGAAAGGCAGAAUGCAGCUGCGUAAACAGUGUGAUAAGUCACGUUUGGCUGUUGUUUUGUUGUUUCGUGAUCAAAUCUACGACAAUUUAGAGAUGAUUCAAAACGAUUUAAAUGAUAUUAUUCUCAAAUUUGCACCUCCUCAGCUUAAGAAUAGUCGAAUCGAUUAUUUAUCGCUUGGCAAAGUGAAUGUAUUGAAAGAGUUAUCGAGAGGGCAAUCAAAAAUAAGUGGCGAAUGGAGUGUUGAAGAUGUUAAUUUGGGUGAUGCGGGCUCGCGUUAUCGACGACUCGUUUUCCUCACAUCCAAAAAUGUGAUUCAGUCAGAAUGUAAACUGAUCGCCAACAAAACAAGUGGUGGAUGGAUGGUUGAUUUGGAUUCACUUUCAUGUGCUCAUCAUGAAGCGAUGCUAACUGCGUUUGCAUUCAUUGAUGCUGACAAGAAGGCUUCUUGUGACCAACAACGGCUCAGGAUUGCUGUUCUUGGUCUUGGUGGAGGUUUACUUGUGUCAUUUUUGUAUCGACAUUUUACGAAGGCGUCGAUAACGGCAGUUGAACUCGAUGAAGAGGUGCUGAAGAUUGCGAAUCGUUGGUUCGCACUCCCAUCAACAGAAAAUAAUAAACGUUUAUUGGUCGUGAUCGAUGAUGCACUUCAUUUUUUGGAUCAGACUAAAGAAGAUGUUAAAGCGCACAAAAUGGAGCCUUUCGACGUGCUAUUGGUCGAUUUAGCUGGCGCCGUUCACGAGCCGGAUUUAAGCUGUCCACCGCGAGAAUUUUUAAGUGAUACGGCAUUGAGUGGAAUGUCUGAAAUACUUUCGGACAAUGGAGUGAUGGCGUUAAAUUUGGUAACAAGAGAUGCUGACGUUUCGGCCAUAGCAAAGCGUCAAGUGCGUCAGUAUUUUCCACGAAUUUAUGUUCAUUCAAGUGAUGAAGAUAUCAAUGAGGUUAUUAUAAUUAUACUUUUUUAA